Molecule: messenger RNA, 1927 nt
Organism: Austrofundulus limnaeus
Lineage: Eukaryota; Metazoa; Chordata; Actinopteri; Cyprinodontiformes; Rivulidae
Gene: st6galnac4
Product: ST6 (alpha-N-acetyl-neuraminyl-2,3-beta-galactosyl-1,3)-N-acetylgalactosaminide alpha-2,6-sialyltransferase 4
Exons: 4
Coding region: 302-1246 (314 amino acids)
Biological process (GO): oligosaccharide metabolic process; ganglioside biosynthetic process
Molecular function (GO): alpha-N-acetylgalactosaminide alpha-2,6-sialyltransferase activity
Source: RefSeq, a predicted model, not a curated record
UUCUGCCGCGUACAGGAUAAUUGGGUAGUUUAUUAGCGUAGUUAUGUUGUUUUUUGUAACAAUGGCUGGUAGCAGACGUGUUUUGGAGUAGUUUAUGUAAACAAACGGAGAAAAAUGAUGGACAUUCUGUACGCCAUGUGAUGAAAACAAAAGUUAUGACGAAUGAAGAGGAAUGAUUAGCCUUACAGAAGCUAACAACAGUAUGAGAGACUCUGACGCUCCUUUGACUUGGAGCAGGACUUUCUUACAGGCCGUGAAAUGGACUCUGCAGUGAGAACACUUUGAAUAUAUUCAGUUCGCUAUGAGUUCAGGUGAACCGGAUGGAUCCAGGUCUGGGUGUGCAUCCAGUAACACUACAUCGCAGGUUUUCCGCCGCUGGCUUUGUCUGCUCUGCCUGAGCCUCCUUCUGCUUUUCUGCUUCGGUUUUGUGAUCACACGGGACGAUGUAUCACCUGCUGCUGCUUCUGCUGCUCACAGCUCAGGUCUCAGGGGCUACAUGAGGAUCAGGCCCAGUGGGAAGGGCCAGUUUCUGGACAUUCACUGUAACCAAUGUGCCUUAGUCUCCAGCUCCGGUCAGAUGCUCGGUGCCGGUGCUGGAUCUGAGAUCGACAGCACGGGAUGUGUGAUCCGGAUGAACAACGCACCCACGGCGGGGUACGAGAAAGACGUCGGGAGUCGUACCAGCGUCCGAGUCGUGUCUCACACCAGUGUUCCCCUGUUGGUGAAAAACGAGCGACAUUACUUUCAGCAGCGGGCGGGCACCACCUAUGUGUUCUGGGGUCCUGAGAGGAACAUGAGGCAAGACGGGAAGGGACACGUUUUCAAUGUCCUGCUGAGGAUGGCUGCAAAGUAUCCAAACGUCAGAUUGUAUGCUAUGACCAAAGACAAGAUUGAGGACUGCGAUGGCGUGUUUCAGAAUGAAACUGGAAAAGACAGGAUGAAAACAGGGGCGUUUCUCAGCACUGGGUUUUUCACAAUGAUCCUGGCUUUGGAGAUGUGUGACAGCAUUUGUGUUUAUGGAAUGAUUGACAACAAUUACUGCAGUCGAGCCAAUCACAGUGUUGUCCCCUACCAUUACUACGAGCAAAACCGAAUCAACGAGUGCAGCAUGUACAAAUUCCACGAGCACACACCGCAAGGAGGACACCGCUUCAUCACUGAAAAAGCCAUCUAUGCUAAAUGGGCGAAGCGCCACAAAAUACACUUUAAACAUCCAACAUGGAACCUGGGAGAAGCAAAAUUCUAGACCUCAAUAUGUUUCUUUUUUGAUGUGUUAAACUGUUUUUUUUAAAAAUCUAUUUCAAUCUAAUUAGCUAAAGACGUUACUGGGGAUGUGACCAGAUUGAAUUCCUGUUUUUGUUACAAAACAAAAUAUUUCAAUAUCCAAAGGGUUCCUAGAUGUAAACGUUGUAAAUCUGGUAAAUCCUAGACAAAUUACCAGCCUUUAACUGGUAGCAUAGUGCUUUUUUCUGAACAUUUAUGUUCUGUGUAUCCAUGUACAGUACCAUGAUGGAUUCUAGUAAAUCCAACAGACUCUUCGACAUAAAUCUAAACAGGUGCAUUUAUGCCUUUUUAGUUUUUUUUAGUACCUGUGCCUUGACCUUUGGUCUGUUUCUGCACAAAGCUUUACUUUAAGCCACAAUCUGCCUGUAUUGACUAAAAGCUGCAAAGCAAUGUGCACCUUUACUCUUGGAGACAGUAAGUAUUGUGUGAGCAGGUUGAGAUUGUAGAAACUCUUGCUGAAUGUCCAACCUGCUCUGAUAAGGUUUUAGUGUGAAGGCUCUGGCAUGAUUUCUCCUGAAAGUUGACAAAGAUUGAAAACCAGGAACCUCGGUGUUCUGUUGUCGGCUCGGUUAUACAGUGGGGAGAACAAGUAUUUGAUACGCUGUUGAUUUUUCAGGUUUUCCCACUUGCAAAGCUUGUAGAU